This is a messenger RNA of Chiloscyllium plagiosum (whitespotted bambooshark), 866 nucleotides long. RefSeq names its product alkB homolog 7, RNA demethylase (gene alkbh7). Gene Ontology annotation, biological process: DNA damage response; fatty acid metabolic process. The record is from RefSeq and is a predicted model, not a curated record. Lineage: Eukaryota; Metazoa; Chordata; Chondrichthyes; Orectolobiformes; Hemiscylliidae. Gene Ontology annotation, cellular component: mitochondrial matrix.
UCAUUGCGCGUGCCCAGUGCUAUGCUGCGCGCGGCCUUCCCGCUCAUCCGGGCCUCCAGCCCCGAGCUGCUCGAGCGGCUGUCACGCGGCGGCGGGCUCGAGCUCCGGCCGCGGUUUAUCAGCGGCCCCGAGGAGGACGCUCUUCUCCGGGACGUCGAACCCGGUCUUCGCCGCAGGCAGUACCAGAGGGAUCACUGGGACCAGGCAAUCCAUGGAUAUCGUGAGAUUGAGAAAUCACAUUGGAGUGAACAGAGCGAAUCUGUCUUGCAACGACUGCGAGAUGUUGCGUUUCCCCCAGGGGUCCCCCAACUCUCAAUGGUACAUGUGCUUGAUCUUGAGAAAACUGGAUUCAUCAAAGCUCAUGUGGACAGUGUGAAGUUCUGUGGAGAUACAAUUGCUGGUUUAUGCCUGUUGUCAGGAUGCGUGAUGCGCUUGUUGAGUGAAGACAGUGAUGUGGAUCAAGUGGAUUUACUGCUACAGCAACAUACUGCCUACAUUCUGAGGGGAGAGGCCCGUUACCGAUUCAGCCACCAAAUCCUGCCAGAUGAACAGUCAUUUUUUGGGGGAGAGAAGGUGCCUCGUGGACGGAGAAUUUCAAUCAUUUGUAGGAACCUGCCCAAUGAACCAGGAUCAGGGCCAGACUGAUCCCCCGGGGCUUUGUCCCAAGAGAACGUAUUUGAAAGGAAUUGCUUCCCAGUGUGAUAACAUGCAGCCAGGAAGCCGCCAGUGCUUUGAAAUGUACCAGAUGCUCACAUCACGACAGCUGGAAUGUAAUAUCGGCAAAGGAAUAAAAUUGGAAAAGAAUGACAAGUUUUGUCCAGCCCAAACCCUUCAACCCUCAAAUAAAUCUAUUUAUUGGAAAAAUC